CCCAAGUAUCCGCUCGCAGUACGAACGCCGUGAGUCGUGAUUUCGGUCCUCAAGGCUCAAGCGGCACCGCCGAAAUAUGUAAUCUCUACGCAAACAUAUCUUGCAACAGCCUCACCCACGGACCCAAGACUGCCACCAUGGGCGACUGGGACUUCGUCUGUGCACUCUGUGCUGCUCCUUUUUCUGCCGCGUCCUUUGAACACGAACCCGAGGAGGACGAUGGUAUCGAUCGCUAUCUUCUUCCCAAGGCAGCCAUUGAAUGGCUCAAACGCCUAUGCGUCGUUGCCGAGAACGAGGCGUCUGUCGGGAUUGGCCGAUGCUACAUAUCCGGCCCUGGCAGGGCAGACACGUACGGCUGGGUUUGCGUAGAGCCUGGCGAUCAUCCCAAUGCACCAGCCUCGGAAAACGGCAUCAUGGACAUCAGCGUUUACUACGACUACUCCGACGAUUCGACGGGCGCGAUUCCGGUGCACAUCAAUUGCCUCGAUAUCCUGAAGAAGGUCCUCAAGCGAGAUGGGUACGAUCUCGACGCCGACACCUUGUACGCGUUGUUUCUGGAUGCGCACGAAGACGGGAAACGCUGCCUUAACUUCGAUUACUACGACUUCAACGGCCUGGACGGCCAGGACUUUCGCUUAAGGGCCAAGCAGGAGGCCUUCGUCUGCGACCCUACUGACGUUCAUCAAUUGCCGGAUUACCUGAAUAACCUUCCGGCCAUCAAACCCUCCGAUUCUCCCUCUCCCUCCAAAAGCAACACUUCCGUCUCUCAAAGCCAAGAUCCCUUCUCUGCACUUCCCACCGAGCUCAUCCUCAUUAUCAAGCUCUACAUCCCCCGCGAGGCCUUCAUUCCCUUCCUUCUCGCUGUUCCUGCAGCCAGCCGCAUCGAGCUCACCAAUUCCUUCUUCCUCGCCCGUAUCGCCGUCGACAUGCCGUGGGCCUGGGAGGUCCUUUCGCCUCCUCCCUUCAAACGCACCGACGUCGACUGGCGCGCCGUCUACACCCACCUCUACACCGAGUCCAGCGCCUCGCGUACCAACGCGCUCCCCGGCCUCGCGAACCGCCGCCGCAUCUGGGAUGUGUGCAGCAAGCAGGCGGCGCCCAUCUACAAGCGCCGCGCGAACGAGGAGCGAAAGGCGUCGGAGCAGGGGAGCGUGCCGGAGGAGGUGAAGGCUAGGGCGAGGUGCGCUCACAUGCCGCAUGUGCUGUCGCCGGCGCCGACGAAGGCGGCAGGAUUGACGGUGUGGCUGCCGGUGGUGGCUGGUGCACCUGGGGCGUACAGGUUGGUGGAGGGAGAGAAGAAGAUCAAGCUAUACUGGACGGCGAUGGGUAUUCUGUCUGGCAUCGCGUUUGAGAUCGGGGAGCAGACGGUGCUCUUCGGCCCGGACCAGGAGCCUGAGAUGAAGGUCGACGAGUGCGUGCUGAGGGCGGGUGACUGGAUUGACGGGUUCGAAUUCAGCAUCAAGAAACCUGAAGACGGGAGUGACGAUGGAAAGGAGGAGGGCGUCAGAAGGUCGAACCGGGGCAGCGCGAGCAACAGGCGCGAAAACGGCUUAGCGAUCAUGGGUAUCAUCGUGCGCAGGCUCGUCGCAGAGCCGGUUGUGUUCGGCGACAUGGGUGGCCACCGGAGGCUGAGCGUCGUGCAGGAGGGGCACACGCUCGUCGGGCUGCGCGGGGAGGCGUCCGAUGGGAUGAUCUCGCGUGUGGGCUUACUUGAGCUCCCGGAGCUGCUGGACCCGCAGAGGAGGCCUGCGCCAGAUGCGUCGGUGUGCAAGUUGUUGUGGGCAAAGGAGGUCCCCAACCCCCUACUCGCAUGCCACCCCUCAGAAUUCGGGUAUUGGAGCGUCCUAGAGACACAUGAUAUGGUGCCCUUCUACCCUCUUUACUUCGGACGGACAGAGGGCGAGCUGGCUUCGCUCACUGGGAUCGCCGUGGGGAGUAAUCUGCUCGGGAUCACGGUGUAUCACGACGGGAAGGUAUCGGGGUCGGCAGGAAAAAUGGAGGUCGAUUUCUCGAAGUACUUCCCAAUCGACGGCAAGGGCGACGAACGUGUUAUCGGGUUUGCGUUGACCAUGGGUCCGUUGGUGGACGGGUUCAAGAUCAUGACGAAUCGCGGACGACAAGCGAUAUUUGGUCGAACGGAGAUGGUUGCGGACUAUGUUACGUCAACGACGGCAGACCCUUGCGGGUUGGCAGGCCUAUAUUGCAGCUAUGGGUUCAAGGACAAGGAUCACACUUUGCUCUCGUCUGUAUCCGUUCUCAAAUGCCCCGGGUCCAGCGAGACCGCCGACUUCAAUUACUUCGUGCGCGACCAGUGUAUCUGGGAACCUACCCCACCGCCCUCUACGUGGCACCCAUCGACUCCAGCCUUCGGCCCGCCUCCGAACAAUGACCAGGCGACCUUCCUCGACUUUUCGAAGCCGGUGAAAGAGAUAAGCGGCUUGCUCGCUGCGCCGGAUUGGCUCGACGUCGUUGAGCUGGGCGGAUUCGUCAUUCGUUACGCGGACGAUAGCGAGGUUCACGUUGGCCUGCCCUCCACAAUAUGGGCACGGCUCGAUGAGAACAAGCCCUUGAAGGAGCUGCCGCGCCAUCAGCAUAUGGCGACCUCGUUGGGCCCGAUGAAGCCGCCCGAGCUGCCUGCGCAUGCGAAGGACGACGAUGAGGUGCGGAAGCAAAAUGCGGGCGGUGCUGUUUGGCGCCUGGGCGGAGAGGGCGAGCGCAUUGCAAAGGUGAUGGUAUGGGUGUUGUGGUGAGAGGGUGCGCGCAGGGACGUGGUUAGACGUCGAGAGGGUGGGUGCGUGUGAACAAGGCGUAGGGUCGUUUGCCUCGCAAACGCAUGCCCUCCACCGCUGUAUUCCACGUAUUUAUACUAAAGUACAAUGUAACUAGAAAAUUCGCCUUAUUAAGCAAUCUUACUAAGCGCCUUAGUCAGCUCCUUCGAGGGCUGGCGAGUCGCUUCCAGCAGCUCC
This is a messenger RNA of Schizophyllum commune H4-8, 2966 nucleotides long. RefSeq lists its product as uncharacterized. The record is from RefSeq and is a predicted model, not a curated record. Lineage: Eukaryota; Fungi; Basidiomycota; Agaricomycetes; Agaricales; Schizophyllaceae. The transcript has 5 exons. The coding region runs from base 138 to 2750 and encodes 870 amino acids.